Oncorhynchus masou masou (cherry salmon) is the source of this 1647-nucleotide messenger RNA. RefSeq names its product WD repeat-containing protein 82-like. Gene Ontology annotation, molecular function: protein binding; chromatin binding. The transcript has 9 exons. Gene Ontology annotation, cellular component: Set1C/COMPASS complex. The coding region runs from base 160 to 1104 and encodes 314 amino acids. The record is from RefSeq and is a predicted model, not a curated record. Lineage: Eukaryota; Metazoa; Chordata; Actinopteri; Salmoniformes; Salmonidae.
GCUCAAGCUAAUAUUGUUCACGACACACCACACAUGGCCCACAUUCAAUGGGCCAGCCUGCAAAUUCCGAUUUGUCAAUACAUUUUGCUGAGAUGUCAGUCCACCAUUCUGUCCUCGAAAAAUAACAUUGAUUGAUGUCCAAAUUCUGCGGCUGCCGAGAUGAAGAUUACGGACAGCGUGUUGCGAAGUUUUAGGGUUGCAAGGACAUUCCGGGAGAAUUCGCAGAAAGUCAACUGUGUGGACUACAGCUCGAACGGCGAGAGUGCAAUAUCUAGUAGCGACGACGACUCCAUUGUUUUAUAUGACUGUCAGGAAGGAAAACCAAUACGGACCCUGUACAGUAAGAAGUACGGAGUAGACCUUAUCCGGUAUACACAUGGGGAUGCCAACACAGUGGUCUACAGCUCCAACAAACUAGAUGAUACCAUCCGAUACCUGUCUCUCACUGACAACAAGUACAUCCGCUACUUCCCUGGGCACACUGAUAGGGUUGUUGCUCUCUCCAUGUCACCGGUGGAUGACACAUUUAUCUCUGGUUCCUUGGAUAUGACCAUACGACUCUGGGACCUGCGCUCUCCAAACUGUCAGGGUCUUACUAAUCCUUUGGGGAAGCCUGUUUGCUCCUAUGACCCCGAGGGCCUGAUAUUCGCUGCUGGGGUCGAUUCUGAGGCGAUUAAACUGUACGACCUCCGCUCCUUUGACAAGGGCCCAUUCGCCUCUUUUGAGACUCUGUUUAGCCGUGUCUGUGAGUGGACUGGACUGAAGUUCAGCAGGGACGGCAAGCAGAUUCUCAUCUCUACCAACGGGGGUGCUAUUCGGAUCCUAGAUGCCUUCAAUGGAUCCGUGCUGCACACUUUCUCAGGCUACAACAACAGUAAAGGCAUUUCAUUGGAGGCCUGCUUCACCCCAGACUCAGACUUUGUCAUGAUUGGUUCAGAGGAUGGGAGGGUCCAUGUGUGGAGUACAGAGAGUGGGAUGAAAAUAGCAGUUCUGGACGGGAAGCAUUCAGGACCAAUCAACACACUGCAGUUUAACCCUAAAUACAUGACGUUUGCCAGCGCCUGCUCCAAUAUGGCGUUCUGGCUUCCCUGUGUAGGAGACUGAUAAAGGUGUGGGACCACAGAGACAAACUGUCAUCAUCAUUACCCAGGAUGCCUUUCUCCUUUCAUGUUUCUGAGUAUACAUAGACCGAACACUACUCUAAUAUGAAAUUGUAGGCACAUUAAGGCAUUGGUGAAAGGGAUUCCACUGACGAUUAACCACGAGGAGAACUGUCACUCUGUAAACUGAUUUAUUUGCCAAAUGGGGAAGGUUACAUGAGGGAAUCACUAGAGCUGUGGGAGACAGUAGUUAUUGUCCACUGUGAUAGGUGCUUGUUGAAAAGUUUUUAUAAGUAGAGAAUACCUGUGGUGUACUACUGACAAACACUUGUUUAUAUAUAUUUCGUUUUUUUCAACUGUGAUUCUGAGCAAGGUGCUACAAUGUAUUAAUUAGCAGACCAUUAUGACCUUUUAACUUUUUAAUACAGUGACAACUCCAAUCAAGUAUGCAUUUUAACUGCGGAGACACAUUUUAUUGGGAAUUCAAUAUUUGUUUUAUUUUGUACUGUUUAUUCAGAAAGUAUUAAAGUGUUUUACGGCUAAUGUA